Saprolegnia parasitica CBS 223.65 is the source of this 354-nucleotide messenger RNA. RefSeq lists its product as hypothetical. Gene Ontology annotation, cellular component: extracellular region. The annotation marks the transcript as partial. Gene Ontology annotation, molecular function: cellulose binding. The transcript has a single exon. Lineage: Eukaryota; Oomycota; Saprolegniomycetes; Saprolegniales; Saprolegniaceae. The record is from RefSeq and is a predicted model, not a curated record. Gene Ontology annotation, biological process: carbohydrate metabolic process.
CCGACGUCCGCUCCGACCGCCCAACCCACGCCCACUUCGGGACCGACGCCCCCUGCGCCGACAACGAAGCCGACCAGCAGCCCCACGACCAAGCCCACCAGCAGCCCCACGACCAAGCCCACCGCCAGACCCACGACCAAGCCCACGACCAGUCCCACGUCCAAGCCCACGACCAAGCCCACGAACAAGCCGACGCCGACGUCCAAACCGUCGGGUGUUGUCAAGAAGCGCUGGGAACAGUGCGGUGGCAAAGACUACAAGGGCAGUUCGCAAUGCGCCGACGGCACCUCGUGCUUCAAGCAGGACGAGUGGUACUCGCAGUGUAUUCCGUUGUCCAACAGCAAAAACCACUAA